Messenger RNA from Ascochyta rabiei, 1179 nucleotides. RefSeq lists its product as uncharacterized. Gene Ontology annotation, molecular function: O-methyltransferase activity. The coding region runs from base 1 to 1179 and encodes 392 amino acids. The record is from RefSeq and is a predicted model, not a curated record. NCBI's taxonomy places the organism in Eukaryota, Fungi, Ascomycota, Dothideomycetes, Pleosporales, Didymellaceae. The transcript is spliced from 2 exons.
AUGCUAACGUCACCACUUCUGAAAGCUUCCCUGGCAUGGGAAGAGACGAAGGGUGAUGCCGAAAGACAGCAACUGAUUGCCGCAGCCAGUAAGCUGAUCAACGAACUGGAGAACCCAGCAGAGAAACUGGCGCGCAUUGGCUGGGGCGAACCAUCUAGGACAGCUGCGCUCCAAGCUGCGUUUGAGCUUGGUCUGCUUCAAAAGCUCAACGAAGAACCUAGGAAGGGUAGCGAGCUGGCAGAGGGGACUGGAGCAGAUCCGUUACUCGUCGGACGUAUACUGAAGCACCUUGCCGCCUACGCUCUCGUCAAAGAGACUGGAGUAGAUCAGUAUGCAGCAACGCCUUUCACGUACGCGACGUCCGACCCAACACUCAGGGGAGGGCUGAUCUACAGCUUCGACGGCAUGAUUCCUACCUUUCACAACCUGCCCUCUUUCCUAGCCAAAACGGGCUAUAGAGUACCCAGCGAAAACGGUGAUGGUCCUGUUCAACAUGCUCUCAAGAUCGACAAGCCUUUCUUUGCCAUUUUACAAGAGAGUGCUAGAUUAGGAAGCGCCUUCAACGAUUUCAUGGCUGGCUACGGCAAAGCGCGUCCAAGCUGGGUCGACUACUACCCGGUCCAGGAACGCCUCAUCACCGGUUCCUCGCAGGACAAACCACUUCUGGUCGAUGUUGGCGGCGGUCUGGGUCGUGAUAUCUCGCACUUCAACGCUACAUUUCCAGACGCAGCAGGCGCUUUAAUCCUCCAAGACACACCUUCCGUCGUCACGCAGGCUCGUUCAUCUACGCCACCUCUUCCCUCGGCCAUCACUGCGAUAGCUCACGAUUUCUUCACUCCGCAGCCAGCCUCUGCUCACAACGCUCGCGCAUACUACCUGCAUCUCGUUCUUCACGACUGGGAUGACGCAUCGUGUCAUACGAUCCUCGGCCACAUCCGCGACGCGAUGAAGCCAGGACACUCGAAGCUUCUUAUCAACGAGAAUGUGCUGGAGGACGUUGGCGCACCGUGGCAGCAGACUAGUCUCGACUGGACUAUGAUGGCGAUGUUGGUUAAUCGGGAGAGAACGAAGAGUCAAUGGAGUGCGUUGUUCGAGUCAGUCAGGCUGAAGAUUGCUGGUAUAUGGACGAAAGAUAUGAACAGUGAGAGCAUCAUUGAGGUUGUUCUGGCUGAAGAUUAG